Molecule: messenger RNA, 606 nt
Organism: Hydra vulgaris (swiftwater hydra)
Lineage: Eukaryota; Metazoa; Cnidaria; Hydrozoa; Anthoathecata; Hydridae
Product: ATP-dependent DNA helicase pif1-like
Biological process (GO): DNA repair; telomere maintenance
Molecular function (GO): DNA helicase activity
Source: RefSeq, a predicted model, not a curated record
AUGGUUGAAGAUUACAUACACCAUUCAAUGCCAGUCGUACUUGCUAAGCAGGCAGCUCUUCGUCAAAUUGAAUCUAUAAUUAAUCAGAGUGGUAAAACCUUAGUUGAUUAUAAUUUGCCAGCUUUAGAUCAGUUUUUAGAUAAUGUCCCAGAAAAUGAUGAUGAAGAUGUUCAGGUGUUUAUUGAUGAAGCAAACCGAGUUAGACCAUUAUUGAAUGAUAAUCAACGUAAUGUAGCUGAUGCGAUCCUUGCUGCACUAAGUGUGGAACCUACUAAUGAAAAUAAGCAUUCAAGGUUGUUUUUUAUGGAUGGGCCUGGCGGUUGUGGUAAAACAUUUACUUACAAUUAUUUAAUUUCUGAAACACAGAGCAGGCAUAUUAGAACUGCAACAGCUGCAUGGACAGGAAUAGCUGCAACUCUUCUCAAAAAUGGGUGCACAAUGCAUAGCUUAUUCAAACUUCCUGUUCGAAUUUUGGAAACUAGCACAUGUAAUGUAACUCCAAACUCUAUUCAUGGUAGAUUCCUGAGACAAAUCAGUUUGUAUUUACUUGAUGAAGCAUCUAUGAUACCCAAAUAUGCUUUGAGUGCCAUUGAUAAGCUAUUAUAA